Messenger RNA from Phytophthora nicotianae INRA-310, 708 nucleotides. RefSeq lists its product as hypothetical. Lineage: Eukaryota; Oomycota; Peronosporomycetes; Peronosporales; Peronosporaceae. Bases 60 to 386 code for a protein of 108 amino acids. The transcript has a single exon. The record is from RefSeq and is a predicted model, not a curated record.
CUGGUCGGUCGCGCUAGCCUACGAUUAUUGCAAUUUGUGAGCAACAACGCAUCACCCAAAUGGGUCCAAACAAUCAAGUUUGGUCCCAGCUGAUCCUCCACUUGGGACUCGUUUCAGUCGUUUGGGGUCUCCGAGGAGAGCAUGCUGGUGUUCUCGCAGCUCCAGCUGGUCUGGAACUCGUCGUUCCAGGCUGGAACACAGGGAUCUGGAAGUUCUCCAUCCGCACGCUUCAACAUCAACGUGCCGGUGCUGCAUGCAAGCUGGUCAACAAACGACAAGCGAGGGCGAAAGAGCUGGAGCCGGAGGUAAGUCGACCGCGGUUUCCCUGCCCGGCGCAUCGCCCCAUGCAAAGAUAUGCAUGCCCAAACUCAAAACUGGUCGUGUAAAACUCAGUUCGAAGUUGCAAAUUUGAACGCGGCUCGUGUCAAACUCACAGCGACAAAUGAAUGGCGAUGAGGCCGCCGCUGCUUGCUUGGUUUGCUACCGAUCACCUUGGCUGUUGGUCAAUCCGCCGAUGCUGGCGCGAAAUUCGUGCACUUGUCAGCUGAUCGAUGGGCCAAGGCUCAGCUGAAGCUGGUGCACACUGGCACAGGAUGGGCGGCGUCCAAUCACUUCAGCUUGCGUACAUCACGACCCCGGAAGAUCCCGCCAGGGAUCAUCGGUAAUAUUGCGUAGACCGGUCGCGCUCAGGUUCGUUUCCUUUGUGGC